Messenger RNA from Brassica rapa (field mustard), 3172 nucleotides. Its product is annotated as nucleobase-ascorbate transporter 7. Gene Ontology annotation, molecular function: transmembrane transporter activity. The record is from RefSeq and is a predicted model, not a curated record. Gene Ontology annotation, biological process: transmembrane transport. Gene Ontology annotation, cellular component: membrane. NCBI's taxonomy places the organism in Eukaryota, Viridiplantae, Streptophyta, Magnoliopsida, Brassicales, Brassicaceae.
CUAAGAGUAUAAUUAUCUUUUACCCUUCAUUAAAAGUGAGGGUAAAAGUGGUUAGUGUAAACAUGAAAAAUGGUACUACGAAUGUGGUAUUUGUGAUAAUUUCCCAUUAUUUUUUGGUGUUAUUUUUAUUUCUUAUUCUUAUUAUUAAGUUGCAAGAAUAACAUUUAUUUGUUACUUAAUUUGAAAAUAGUAUUUAUUUGUUUUUUUAUUUUUUCUAAAUAUUUUAUUGGAAAUGGAAGUAUCUUUUCAAAAUAUUUUCAAAAUAUCUUCCUCCAAAAGAGAAUAUUUUGAAAUAUUAAUUUUUUUUUAUUUACAACAAGUGCCUUAUAUUUACAAAAAUUAAAAAUGAACUCUAUUUACUUUUAAAUUUUCCAAGAUUUUAAGAGAAUUAUAAAAAAUUGAAAUAAAAAUUUAUUUAAAAGACUAUUAUGUAAAAAAAAAAAUCUCAUUCUAUUUUAUUUUAAUAAAAACUGUUUUUCCAAAAUAAUGUGUUUCAGUUAUAAUUAUUUAAGUUUGAAAGCUAAAAGACCAUUUGAAAAUAACAAAUUAUGAUUUUAUAAUAAAGAAAUACAAUUUUAUAAGAAAUAGUAACCUCUAUUUUAAGUAAGAAAUGAAAAUAACAACAAACAUGAAAUGUUAUUAUCUAAUACAUUACAUAUUGAUUUUUUUUGUCAACAUGGUUGGUUAGUUUGAGCGUUUAUUCAGUUAUUAUGAGAGGUAUUUCACAAUACAUGUAUACAUAUAUCCUUAGUUUUAUUUACUUUGAUUAAUACAAUGUUUAAAGUUGAGUUUAGUUUAACAUUCUUGUGCUUUUAAUUUAUAUUGAGAUUUUGUAGGUUUUAGUAAUUCCAAGAAUUUGGUUUAAUAACAUCAAACUAUAUAUUUGUUUAUUUAGCUAGAUAAUUCUUUAUAUAUUAAUACAAUAAAAAGUUCUUAAAGAUAACAACAUAUUUUAAAAUAAAAAUAUUAAUGUGUUUAUCCAAAAAUAAUGUUUUUAAAUCAAUAAAAGUUCAAAAUAAUUUUAAGAAAUUGAAAAAUUUGUAAAACUAAUAUAAGUAUAAUGUUUUAUUUAAAUUUGUUUUGUCUUUAAACUAAUAGUAUAUUUAUUAAUAAGUAUCAAUAUAUUAUUAUGCCCGCAUGUGUGGGCAAAACACCUAAUAAUUAGUAAAGAUGUAGAGAUUAUUAGGUCAGUGGCAUAAAUUAUAAAUAUUAAGAAAAAUUAGAGUUAAUUUCUAAUUGUACUUCACUUUUAAUAGAUUAGAUAUAUUGUAAUAAUAAUAGAGAUAAUUUAUUUUUGGUUAGAUAAUUAAUUCUGCUUGUUUUUUUGGUUAUGCCGCCCAAUCGCCCACCCUAUUUUCUGUAAAUCAUUUUAAAAAAUAUUGUUCCGGUCGUUGAUGUUUGCACUCGAGACCUUUCCAACUCUUGUCUUUGGCUGACGAGGGACGAAACACUAAGAGCUGCCGACGCCGCACUUUCGGUGUAAACAGCUCCAACAUCACUCUCUCUCUCUCUCUCUCUCCUGAGUUGCGUUUGAGUUUUUCAUCAGAAGUGAAAGAAAAUGGCCGGUGGUAGUGAAGGAGGAGGAGCAGCGCUGCCCCCAAAACAGGAUGAGCUUCAGCCACAUCCGGUGAAAGAUCAACUUACUUCUGUCUCUUAUUGCGCCACCAGUCCUCCUCCUUGGCCUGAGGCAAUACUUCUGGGGUUUCAGCAUUACUUGGUGAUGCUUGGAACAACGGUACUCAUCCCAACAUCUUUAGUUCCACAAAUGGGUGGAGGAAACGAGGAGAAGGCAAAGAUGAUUCAGACAUUGCUAUUUGUUUCUGGACUCAACACUUUAUUACAAAGCUUCUUUGGAACUCGUCUUCCUGCCGUUAUUGGAGCCUCUUACUCUUAUGUACCAACCACGCUUUCGAUCAUCUUGGCUGCUCGGUACAACGACAUUUUGGAUCCUCAAGAGAAGUUUGAGAGGAUCAUGCGUGGAAUACAAGGUGCUCUUAUCGUUGCCUCGCUUCUUCAGAUCGUUGUUGGCUUCAGCGGCCUCUGGCGCAAUGUAGUUAGGCUCUUGAGUCCUCUCUCUGCAGUUCCUCUGGUUGCACUCGCAGGUUUUGGACUUUAUGAACUCGGUUUCCCUCUGCUAGCUAAAUGCAUUGAGAUUGGAUUGCCUGAGAUUAUCCUUCUACUCAUAUUCUCUCAGUACAUUCCUCAUCUCAUGCGAGGAGAAAGAGAUGUUUUCCAUCGAUUUGCUGUGAUUUCUUCUGUGAUUAUUGUCUGGAUUUACGCGCAUUUUCUCACCAUUGGUGGGGCCUAUAAGCACGCAGGAACCAACACUCAGACAAGUUGCAGAACAGAUCGAUCUGGCAUCAUAAGCGCCGCCCCAUGGAUAAGAGUGCCUUAUCCUUUCCAAUGGGGAGCUCCAACAUUUCAUGCUGGUGAAGCUUUUGCUAUGAUGGCUAUUUCAUUUGUUUCACUUGUUGAGUCCACAGGGACUUACAUUGCUGUAUCAAGGUUUGCAAGCGCAACUCCUCCCCCACCGUCUGUUCUCAGCCGCGGAAUCGGUUGGCAGGGUGUUGGAGUUCUUCUCUGUGGAUUAUUUGGAGCAGGAAAUGGAGCAUCUGUAUCAGUAGAAAAUGCUGGUUUGUUAGCGCUAACACGCGUUGGUAGCAGAAGGGUAGUUCAAAUUUCAGCUGGUUUCAUGAUUUUUUUCUCCAUUCUUGGAAAAUUUGGAGCCGUCUUUGCUUCUAUUCCAGCUCCUAUAUUUGCAGCAUUGUAUUGCCUGUUCUUUGCAUAUGUUGGUGCUGGUGGUCUAAGCUUACUUCAGUUCUGCAAUCUAAAUAGCUUCAGAACAAAAUUCAUUCUUGGUUUCUCGGUUUUCAUGGGAUUAUCAAUACCACAAUACUUCAACGAGUAUACAGCUAUUAACAAGUAUGGACCAGUUCAUACAAAAGCCAGAUGGUUCAAUGAUAUGAUCAAUGCUCCAUUCUCUUCUGAAGCAUUUGUUGCCGGGAUGUUAGCAUUCUUUCUUGAUGUAACAUUGUCAUCUAAAGAUAGUGCCACGAGGAAAGACCGAGGGGUGUUUUGGUGGGAUCGUUUCAUGUCGUUUAAAUCCGAUACUAGGAGUGAAGAGUUUUACUCUUUGCCUUUCAAUCUUAACAAAUAUUUUCCUUCUUUGUGA